AUAUGCUGUUGGGCUCAGAGUCGCACUGUCUCCUGCGACAUAAACAAGUUUAAAAACAAUGGUGAGUUGCAAGACCAUUGUUGUUGUAUGUUUUAUAUUACAAUGUUGUUCGAAUAGAAAAGUAAAUCAUGCUAAUCAAGAUAAUCCCAUCGUACACGUAAGGGAGGGUACAUUGAGAGGUACCGUGGCUACAACCGUCGAUGGAUCUAUGUACUACAGUUUUAAGGGUAUCCCUUAUGCACACGCACCUACAGGCGAUGCCAGAUUUCGGGCACCGUUGCCACCAAAACAUUGGAAAGGUGUUCGUGAUGCAACACAACACGGUCCAAUCUGCACCCAGUACGAUCUAUCCAUUAACCAACUGAUAGUCGGCAGCGAAGAAUGUCUCUUCGUAAAUAUUUACACCAAAUCUUUGAACCCGAAAGCCAAAAUACCAGUCAUGGUAUUUAUCCACGGUGGCAGUUAUAGUUACAACUCAGGAAACUCGGAAACUUUCAGUCCAGAUCUAUUAAUACGUCACGACGUUAUUUUGGCUACUAUUAACUACAGACUGGAACUUCUCGGGUAUCUAUGUUUAGACUCACCAGAAGUACCAGGAAAUGGUGGAAUGAAAGAUCAAGCUGCUGCCUUAAAAUGGAUUAAGAGUAACAUUGCUAAAUUUGGUGGAGAUCCUGACAAUAUCACGAUAUUCGGAGAAAGUUCAGGCGCCAGUUCGGUCACAUUUCACAUGCUCUCACCAAUGUCUAAAGGUCUUUUCAACAAGGUUAUAGCACAAAGUGGCACUGUUAUACAUGAUUGGGCUAUCGAUAGGAAUGCAAAGGAAAGGGCUUUUAGAGCGGGAAAACUUCUAGGCAUAGAUACUAAUAACUCUGAUGAAUUAUUGGCAUAUUUACGUGGAUUGAAUGCAACUCUUUUAACAAACCUUGCACAAAAAACUAUGACAUUCGAUGAAACAUAUAGAGGGUUACCUGAUUAUUUCAUUCCAGUAAUAGAAAAGAAAUUUAAAGGUGUCAAAGCGUUUAUGAACGAAGAGCCACUUAAAACUAUAUUAGACGGCAACACAGCUAAAGUACCACUGAUGAUUGGUUAUAAUUCCGCGGAGGAUUUAGUCCUCAUAGAUUAUUUAGCUGACAAACUAGAUGUAUACAACAGAGACCCGUCUUAUUUUAUCACUAAAGAACUAGCAACUAAUAUAAAUGAAGCAAAAUUAAAAGAAUACGGCGAAAGACUGAGACAAUUUUAUGUGAAUGGAAGAAAUUUGACGAGAAACAAUCCGGUAAUCAUUGAAAAUAUCGGAAGCGAUAUUCAUUUCUUUUACAAUACGCAUCGAUUUGCUAAUUUAUAUAGUGAAUGUGGUCAACCAGUCUACAUGUACAGAUUUAACUACGACACUGACCUUAAUAUUAUAAAGAAUUUCACAGGAUACGCCAAUCUUAAGGGUGCAAGUCAUGCUGACGAACUCUUCUAUAUGUUCUACAACUUUUUGAACAAGAAACCGUACGAUGAACAAGCAAGAUUACGGGAAUUGGCACUUAAAGUCACUACACUAUGGACCAAUUUUGCUAAAUCUGGCAAUCCCACCCCUGACCGCAGUUUAGGAGUUACGUGGCAACCAUACACAGCCCAUGGUAAAGAAUAUCUCAAGUUAGAAGACAACAUGGCGAUGGGGAAGUAUGCAGACAAAGAACGAAUGUUGUUCUGGAAUGAAUUGUACAAGGAAGCUUGUCUACCUCAUAUUGUCUAAUCAACAAAAAAGAGAAAAAUAAAUAAAUUAAAUGAACGAAA
This is a messenger RNA of Papilio polytes (common Mormon), 1785 nucleotides long. RefSeq names its product esterase B1-like. The transcript is spliced from 4 exons. The coding region runs from base 59 to 1744 and encodes 561 amino acids. NCBI's taxonomy places the organism in Eukaryota, Metazoa, Arthropoda, Insecta, Lepidoptera, Papilionidae. The record is from RefSeq and is a predicted model, not a curated record.